CUCGCGCGCUGCUCGCUGGCGGGCUCGUCUCGCGCCGCACGUUUACCGGUGUAAACGCAGGGAGGGACAGGGUUGUCUAAAAAUUACAAAGAGGCAGACACUGGGAGAAGAAGGGAGAACUUCGUGGUGUCCGUCCUUCUUACGAUCACUGACAGGGUCUCCAUAUGGAGCAAGAGAACCUGAGCAGCCCUGGGAUCCAAAUCAUGUGGCAUGGAAUUCACUUCCACCGUCGCCAUGAGUGUCCUGUGACCACAGAGUGCCGGUCGAGAUUGUUUCACCUGGGUGCUUGUGUGCAUGAGGGGAAAUGGCCACUUCCACCAAGUUGCUAUAGCUUAUCAAGAUUGAGCCAAAUCAUAUUUAACGUUGCAUUCUUUUCUUGCUUUUUUGUGUGUGUGGAAAAUACGGCUGAUGUUUGUUUAUUAUAGUAGAACGGCUGUUGAUUUUAGGUGAUCUCAGCGCACCAGUGAAACACAUAAACUUGACUUUACAACGCCAUGGCAGCCACGUACCGCCUCGUGGUCAGCAGUGUGAGUCGCUACAGCAGUGUGGUAGUGGACCAUCGUAGGCAGCGGGCCGUGCACUAUUGCGACGGGCCCUGUCAGCUGCUGAGACAAGGGCUGGAUUGCACCAUUGCCCACCACAGUGUCUGCUCUGAGCUGACAGAUGUCUGCUCUCCCCUCUCUCAUGAACAUACCUUGGAAAAUGCCACAUUUGAAAUGGCGAGAUCGGUCCACUUACACAAUCGCAGGUUUACAAAUGGAGGAACCGAUCAUCGCCACUCACCGCCUGUCAUUUGUGGAUUCAGGAGAGGGUUACCUGUCCAGGCUCCUGUAAACCUUAAAAACAUUGCAGGGGAGGUCAUUAACUUGGCCAGGGGGAAGAUGAAGGAAUUCUCCUUGGGUUAUGUCCCCUUACAGAAAAGGAGAAAGGUGAGACUGGACCACCAAGGCCGGAAGUCUACAGAUGUGAACUUCUUGUAUGGCCGUCUCAAAAGAAAUGAGAACAAUGUGCCUUUUAGCCUGCUGCAGAGUUCCCACUAUGUUGAACAACAAAAGAUUGCUCACGGCCCCUUUCAAAAACACAACAUCAUCCCACUGCAAUUAAAUGGAGUUGCUGAAGAGAAUCUGAUGGCUCGGCUCUUGGAGUGGACAAAGGUUGACAGUGGCAUCUCUGAGAAGGACAUCAGGGCUUGUCUGAACAUCCUUCUCAAGUGUUCCAGUGACCUCAAAAGGUGUACUAACAUAAUCACACGGUGCAUCAAGACAAAGUCUUUUGGUGGAAACGACACAGACCAUGAGAAUGAUCCUAGCAAUGCUGAAGUUCUCUAUCGGACCAUGAUGUCACAGUUUUGUAGCCACCUGAAGUUCUCAGUUGGAUUUGAUCAAGAGCUUCUGGGAGAUCAGCGUUGCAGAGACGUAUCCGAGCUGGAAAAUUAUCUACAUGGGAUGCAAGAACAAUCUUCGCACCACACUUUCAUAGAUGAACAGCCACCCAGGUAUGAGGAUGUUGUUUGCUCUCCACCUUCAGUAAAGUCUCUGCCUUCCUUCUUUCCUCACGCUGAGCCACACUUGGAUGACAAAGAGAUACCUGGUAGUCAGAAAUCUGUCCAGGACAUUCCCACAUCCCAAGUUUCUCUACCUGGUAUUCGGGACCAGCAAGAUGGGAGUGUAGGGAUAGCAUCACCUCAAACCAUCCCUAGUGACAAUUUAGACAUCCGCUGUUCUACUAACUUCUCACUGCCCAGCAGUAAGGGCUUCUGUGUAGAAUCCUUGGAAGCACUAUAUACUGGGGGUGAAUCAAAUGUCUCAGAAGUAUGGAAGAAGAACAGUGGAGGGAGAGUGAACUUUGGCGUAGAUUCCGCAGAUGUUGGACAUCAGGUUACCAGAAAUAAUGGCAACCAUUCAGUACCUGGUAGCUACCUGGCCAAUGAGAUUUCCGAGAACAGCAGAAACAAGUCUGCUUUCUUAGCUGAGAUGGAACACCCCCAUCUGCCCAGUGAAAUACACCAAUGUACCGAGGGGGUAAAUCCAGACUCUGUUCCUGUUCAAAGACUAGCAGAGAACAGUAGCAGCAACAAAGAUGACAUAGAAAGAGUAUUGAUGGAUUUAGAACGACUGUCCCAAAACAUAAAUGAGCAGCCACAGUUCAUGAACUGUAGUCAGCAGGCAGACUGUCUCCAGUGCUGUGCUUUUGAGUCACAAAAUAGAAGUGGAAUGAUGUCUCCUGAAGGUACUCCAGCAGCCUCAUGCAAACCACUGGGCUCAUCUCAGGAACACCUUAGCAAACCUGUAAGUGAUGGUGAAGUGGUUAGGAAUGAAGAUGAAUCUCCACUGCUGCAGAUUCUGGAGAACAUUGACUUCUUUGCCCAGGAGUUGGUGGAGAGCAGUGCGACCACAGGUUCAAAGACAGGGACUUUAGCACACAAGUGGAGUGCAACAAAGCUCCAGCAAGACCUCUUGGCUUCCACUGAAGGAGGAAAAAAUGUCAAGGAACGAAAUGAGCCAGAGAAGGAGGCAGAAACCCUCCCUUCACCUCCUUGUUCCCCCUCAGCGGUACCUCCACGUGAGGGUAAUACUGUGGUUGUGACCCCCGUGUCUGCAAGCGUUUCGUGCUUCUAUUUGCCCCAAGGAGCUCCCGUCCCCCGCAGCACCGCCGUCGGCCAGGUCAUAGCUAGAAUUGAGGCAACAUUUGCCAACUUUAAGGAGCAAAGAGCCACCAUCCAUGACAUGGGGAAGGUUAGCAAGGCCUGUGGCUGCCCGCUGUACUGGAAGGCCGCACUCUUCCACGGUGCUGGAGGAGAGACGACAGGCUUUAUUUCUGCCAGCUCGUUGGUGGACACGUGGAACAAGUUGUCCCUCAGCUGUUUUGAUGAGUCGUCCAAGUUUGUUUACCUGCUUGCCAAGCGAGGCGCCGCCUACCUGGAGCAGGAGGAUUUCACCCUUUUGUUGCAGGACAUAGUGGACAGUCACCCAGGUCUGACAUUUUUGAAGGAUGCUCCAGAAUUCCACUCCAGAUACAUUACUACGGCCAUCCAGAGGAUUUUCUACACAGUCAACCGCUCAUGGACAGGCAGGAUUACUGCUUCAGAGCUUCGGAGGAGCAACUUCCUGCAGACUCUCUCCCUACUGGAAGGGGAGGACGAUAUCAAUCAGAUCACAGAUUACUUCUCCUAUGAGCACUUUUACGUCAUUUACUGCAAGUUCUGGGAGCUUGAUACAGACCAUAACCUGUCCAUUGAUCGACGGGACCUGGCCAGGUACAACUACCAUGCUUCGUCCGAGAGAAUCAUAGAACGCUUGUUUUCGGGAGCGGUCACAAGGGGAACCUCGGCCCAGAGAGAGGGCAGGAUGAGCUACGCGGAGUUUGUGUGGUUUCUCAUCUCUGAGGAAGACAAGAGGAGCCCCACCAGCAUAGAGUACUGGUUCCGCUGCAUGGACCUGGACGGGGAUGGGGUCCUUUCCAUGUACGAGCUGGAACAUUUCUACGAGGAGCAGCACGAUCGGCUGGAAGCCAUGGGCUUUGAGCCACUGCCCUUCCAUGACCUCUUGUGCCAGAUGCUGGAUUUGGUGAAGCCCCAGCAGCCUGGUAAAAUCACCCUUCGAGACCUGAAGAGAUGUGGUAUGGCCCAUGUGUUCUUUGACACCUUCUUCAGCCUGGAAAAGUACUUGGAACAUGAGCAAAAAGAUCCUUUUGCCAUACACAAGGAAGUAGACCGCAAUGGCCAGGAGCUCUCAGACUGGGACAGGUUUGCUGCAGAGGAGUACGAUGUCCUGGUGGCAGAGGAUUCAGAGAGCGAGCACCCAGAUGAGCGUCCUUCUGAGGGUGACCUGGAGUGUGAGCAGCUUGAGGUCGCCUUGGAAACAGGAAAAAAGAUGGAGAAGCUGGUCAAGUCAGAGCUGGCUGCAUGAGAACACACACACACACACACACACACACACACACACACACACAGAGACAUUAAAACACUGAAAUAUACACACGCAGCCACACAAAAAACACUGCCCACGUGUGUACGUUGCGAGGAUUCGCAGCCCUCGAGACACGCAUCACACAGACACCUCGGCUGGUACGGACUUCAGUCGCGAUGAAGGGAAAAAAAUCCUGGUUUUGUUUUUCUUUUUUAUUCUGAAGGGACUCUUUUCGUGCUUUUUACAAAAAUGUUCACUGGUUCAACCGAACGGUUUAUCGGCGGAGCUGCGUUUCGUUCCUCAUGUUGCAUGAACAGUCAGUCUGGACGAGGAGAAAGCUCUCCAGCUGUGUGACCUGGGAGAGUAAAACCUGUUUUUAACAGUUAAACCAUAUUGAGGAAAAGUGUACAAACUAACUCUGCUGGCUGGUUUUGCCACUUGGUGGUUGUCACUGGAUCCCUCACUUGUGCACAACCACUGUAACUCCUCAUCUCUUCCGUCAGAUGUAAAGGACAGAGGGUAAAAGAGAGGGAGAAACAUGUAUUUCAUAUCCUGUCCGUUCCAAAGCGUUGCUAACCGCAUCAAAACAACA
Molecule: messenger RNA, 4500 nt
Organism: Scleropages formosus (Asian bonytongue)
Lineage: Eukaryota; Metazoa; Chordata; Actinopteri; Osteoglossiformes; Osteoglossidae
Product: serine/threonine-protein phosphatase 2A regulatory subunit B'' subunit alpha-like
Exons: 14
Coding region: 495-3908 (1137 amino acids)
Biological process (GO): protein dephosphorylation
Cellular component (GO): protein phosphatase type 2A complex
Molecular function (GO): protein phosphatase regulator activity; calcium ion binding
Source: RefSeq, a predicted model, not a curated record